AUGGACUCCGGUCUACGUCGCAAGGAUACCACCAAGGGCCCUCCGUUGAGGGUCCUGUCGCUUGAUGGAGGUGGUGUUCGAGGAUACUCGAUGCUCAUCAUCCUACAGGAACUCAUGUACCGUACCUACGUCGAAUGCGAGGGCAAGGCCCCGCGUCGCGAUCAAAUCCCCAAACCCUGCGACCACUUCGAUCUCAUUGCAGGCACCGGAACCGGCGGACUGAUCGCCAUCAUGUUGGGUCGGUUACGGAUGGACCUCGAGACCUGCAAAGAAGUUUAUACGCGCAUGACUAGACGUGUUUUCGAGACCGACAAGACCAUUGCCGGCAUUCCGUUCCGUUCCACUUUGUUCAAAGCGUCAAAACUCGAAGAGGCCAUCAGGGAAUGUGUUCGGGAACAUACUGUUUUCGAGGCCGAAGGCAACGACACGACCGACUCGAGCGCUCGCAAUUCCAUCGCCAGCGCACCAUUCAGUCCGGGGCACAUUCCGCAGCGGUCGAUCAGCCGGGGUAGCUUCAGCACGGCCGGGGUGUCGCACUCGUCGGCUCACAGUCAGAGGAACUCUUCGUUCAUAAACGGUUUGCGCUGGGGCCAUCCGGAUGCUCUGCUAUACGAUAACCGGGAAUAUCGAACCAAGACCGCUGUCACCACAUUGUACAAAGGCACCACACGUAACGGACCCGCCGUGCUCCUACGGUCCUACGACUCCCGUAAAGAACCCCCACCCGAGUUCGAUUGUACCAUUUGGCAAGCCGGUCGGGCUACAUCGGCCACUGGCCUAGCUUUCAAACCCAUCCAGAUUGGACAGCACUACUUUAUUGACGAAGGCCCGGGCACGUACAACCCAGCGCCGCAGAUUCUGGAGGAAGCAGUUGUCAACGAAUGGCCCGGAAGAGAACUUGGUGUGUUCGUCAGCGUCGGCACAGGCAAGCGGCCUCCAGGCACAAACAACCGACAGCAUGAAUGGUGGGAGGGGUUCUUCGGAGAUGCAUUGGGUACCUUUGCAGAGGCGCGAAGACGAUUAAUUACCAAGAUCGAAGGCUGCGAGGAAAUCCACCUAGACAUGCUGCGGGAUCACCUAGCCAAAAACAACGUGAGCAAGGACAACUAUUACCGUCUGAAUGUCGAAGUCGGUGUGGGCGAGUUUGGCAUGAACGAAUGGAAUCGACUGGCCGAUAUCAGCACUAACACCCGUCGGUACCUGAGCAAACCCGAGGUCAAGAGAAUGAUACUUGAUGCAGGUGUUAAGUUUGCCAAGAUUGAGCGUAUGCACCGCCGACUAGCUGCUCAUGAGGCCAUUGACAACGACGUGUCAUCUAUCGGCGAAGAUAUGCCACUUUCCCCGGGGGUGCCGACGCUCGCUGUCCCACCUCCCGCCAAAGAAUUCGCAGUUGAACUGCCUGCAGACGUUCCCGCGGAUUUCGGAAGCCGUCCACUACAUGUGCCCACGCCAUCUAUUCCCUCGAGGCUUCAGGUUGGGUCACCACCGCCCGACGAUAUUCUUCCUUUGCAUCCCACUCCCCAAGACUCGGUUCACCCUCCACCGAGUCGUGGCUCGGGUAGUGACAUUGGCAGCUACCGCCUUAGCCAUCAUAGUCACGAGAUUGAUAGUCGACCAGGCUCCCGGCAGCAAGGGUCACCACGUCGCAGUGCAGAGCAUAUGUUCGAAGGCAUGGCACCGCCAGUGCCCCCGAAAACGCCCAUCCCCUAUCCCGACGCGGGUGAGACAGGGGGGAUCAUCAUGCCCAUGCCGUCGGUGACGGUGAGUCCUUCUUCGAACGGAAAGGUUCGACCUCCAUACCCAGUGGAUGAGCCUCCACCAGUGGUGAACAAGCAUCGGAAGCCCAGUUACCAUGUGCGAUGA
Aspergillus wentii DTO 134E9 is the source of this 1863-nucleotide messenger RNA. Its product is annotated as putative Patatin-like serine hydrolase. Gene Ontology annotation, biological process: arachidonate metabolic process. Gene Ontology annotation, cellular component: membrane. The record is from RefSeq and is a predicted model, not a curated record. Lineage: Eukaryota; Fungi; Ascomycota; Eurotiomycetes; Eurotiales; Aspergillaceae. The transcript has 3 exons. The coding region runs from base 1 to 1863 and encodes 620 amino acids.